CCAUGCACCAGAGCAGAACAAGUUAAGACACACCAGGAUAGAAUGAAGGCAGGAAUAAAAAUAGAAGAGUUAGGGGUUCCCAUGUCAGUAGCAAGGGAUUGAGCUUGAGAAGAGAAACUUUAAGUCAAACUUCAACACAGGCCUUUAUACAGGUGAUUCACUCACACAACACUUACAUUUUUAAAGUAGUCAGUGGCACAAUAUUCUGAGAAGUUGCACGGGUGCUGUAAAACGUCCUUCAGAGCAAUUGCAACUUCUUGCUCGAAUUGUGGCUUUUACAGUGAAAGAAUGCUGGCACACCUGCUGUCCUUCGGCCGCUCUCUGGUGAGAAGGAAAAAUGUGGACUGUCUCGAGGAUUCCAAGCUGUGUCGUUGCCUCUCCACAGUGGACCUCAUUGCUCUGGGUGUGGGCAGCACACUAGGCGCCGGGGUCUAUGUCCUUGCUGGAGAAGUCGCCAAAGGCAACUCCGGCCCUAGCAUUGUCGUGUCUUUCCUCAUAGCAGCUCUGGCCUCUGUCAUGGCAGGCUUGUGCUACGCUGAGUUUGGAGCUCGGGUGCCCAAGACAGGCUCUGCAUAUCUGUAUAGCUAUGUGACAGUAGGGGAACUCUUGGCUUUCAUCACGGGAUGGAACCUGAUUCUCUCAUAUGUCAUAGGGACCUCAAGUGUUGCCAGAGCUUGGAGUGGAACAUUUGAUGAACUAGUAGGGGGCCAUAUUGAGCAGUUCUGCAAAUUACACUUCAGAAUGAGCCUGCCUGGCCUGGCAGAAUAUCCCGACUUCUUUGCAGCUUGCCUUAUAUUACUACUCUCAGGUCUUCUCUCCUUUGGGGUUAAAGAGUCAGCAUGGGUCAACAAAAUCUUUACUGCCAUCAAUGUGCUUGUGCUUAUGUUCGUCAUUGUUUCUGGUUUCGUCAAAGGAGAUUCUUACAACUGGAAGAUAUCAGAAGAAUCCCUUAUAAAUGUGACGAUUGUGACAAGAAAUCUGUCCUACACGGCAAAUGUUACCAGCGAUUACGGUGCUGGUGGAUUUUUGCCUUAUGGCUUCAGUGGAACCUUGGCUGGUGCAGCCACAUGCUUCUAUGCAUUUGUAGGAUUUGAUUGCAUUGCCACCACAGGUGAGGAGGUGAAGAAUCCUCAGAGGGCUAUUCCCAUUGGUAUAGUUGCUUCCCUGCUGAUUUGCUUCUUGGCUUACUUUGGUGUGUCUGCUGCUCUUACUCUCAUGAUGCCGUACUAUCUUCUGGAUGAGAAGAGUCCUCUUCCUGUGGCCUUUGACUAUGUUGGCUGGGGUCCUGCUAAAUAUGUGGUCGCAGUGGGAUCCCUGUGUGCACUAUCAACCAGUCUUCUGGGCUCCAUAUUCCCAAUGCCACGUGUAAUCUAUGCUAUGGCAGAGGAUGGGGUGCUUUUCAAAGUGUUAGCCCGAAUCAAUCCUAAGACGAAGACCCCGCUUAUUGCCACAAUGGCUUCCAGUGUAGUUGCAGCUAUCAUGGCUUGCCUUUUUGACCUAAAAGCCUUAGUGGACAUGAUGUCCAUUGGCACUCUGCUGGCAUACUCUUUGGUCGCUGCUUGUGUUCUUAUUCUCAGGUAUCGUCCUGACUCUGUGCUUGAGAACUCUAAAACUAAUGAGGUUGGGGAGUCUGAGCUGACUGAGUCUGAGUCUCAUCUCAAUAGGCUGAAAGAUGGGGAAAUGUCUCUGCAUACUCUCUUCAAUCCUUCCCUGCAGCCCACAAAGAACUCAUCCACUGCUGUUAACAUGGCUGUCGGGGUCAUAGCAAUUGUAGUGUGUGUCAUGAGUGCACUUACUACACAUUAUGGACAAGCCAUUCUUGCUUUGGAGCCCUGGGUCCUGGGAGUGCUGGCAGCAUCUUUUCUCAUCUUUUUCAUAUGUAUCGUCUUGGUCUUUAGACAACCGCAGACAAGCAAAAAGGUGUCCUUCAUGGUUCCCUUGCUACCCUUUUUGCCCAUUCUGAGUAUAUUUGUCAAUGUUUACCUCAUGGUGCAGCUGAGUGGAGACACAUGGAUCCGUUUUUCUGUUUGGAUGGCUGUGGGUUUCCUUAUUUAUUUUGGUUAUGGGAUGUGGCACAGCAGUGAGCACCAGAGGCAGCGACAGAGCACUGAAAAUGCACCAGAGAAACAGAGGAUGUUUUUACAGGACGGUGCUGUGGACAAAUACAUCCAAUCAGAGAAGUCCAGCCAGCUUUAAAUAGUGUGUUGCUGUUUACUGCUGAUUUCGCCUUAAAACUUUGUGUGUAACAAGCCAUUGUGCUUUGCCAUCUGAGACACCAGCUCAGUUCUGAGCCCAACGUCAGGCAUGGAUUGACAUUGCUUUCUCUUUUAAGAUCUACAGAUUAAUACUGACAUGAUUUUUGAAAUAUCUAUGAAAUAUGAUCAUACAAGAAUGAGAGGAAGAAGUGUCUUAACUUGAAAUGAAGACUGGAUUUCACAUGUUAACCGACUAACUGUUAACACUACAUCUUCAAUAGCAUAAGGUUUUUCAGACGCAUAGAGAAUAGCUGGGCCAAAGAACGUUAUCAGCCAGAUUAUAAUUUCCUUUUUCAUUAUAAGUUCCCAUAACCUAAAUACAAAUAUAGACUAGUUACUCUGUUUUUCAUGUUGUUUUUUAAAAACCAUAAUCAAUAUUUUGACUGCAUGGUCUUUGCGAUUCAUUUUCAUUGCUAUGUUUAGGCCUUUCUAAAGAUUAAAGAUUAAUUUUAAAAUAAACAAAAAAGAAUUUUAAUUUCAAAGGGCAAAUAAUAGGACUAGUGUUUUUUAUUUUAAGAUAGCACAGUGAGUUUUAUACUACAGUGUGUCUCAAAGGUCUCCAUACAUACACUAUGGGACUAUGUAAGUCAUCACCACAGCGGUUGUGUCUUCGUCAGUGGAUGUUCGUGGGCGUCCACCUCUCGGUCGGUCCACAAUACUUCCAGUCUUUUUGAAUUUGUUAAGAAGUUUGGCGGCAGUUUUGUGUGUGAUGUGCUUGCCACUUACAACAGCUUCCCGAUUCAGCCAAGAGAAUGAUUUCAAUAUGUUCUUCUCUCGUCAGAGGUAUUCUUAAAGGCUAUCUGAAUAUACAAUGCCCUCCACUAAUAUUGGCAUCCUUGGUGAAUAUGAGCAUAGACGGCUGUGAAAAAUUGUCUUUUUUAUCGUUUAACCAUUUGAACGUUUGUUAAAAAAAUUCACAAAAAUACGCAACUCUCAUGGAUAUCAAACAAUUGCAAACAAAACAGAGGUUUAUCCCCCCAAAAUAUAUUUGUUAAAUAUAGGUAUGCAACAAUUAUUGACACCCCUAUGAAUUAAUAUGGGAAAAAUAUAUUUAAAGUAUAUUCCACAUCUAGGUGACUAGGAACAGGAAAUUGUUCAACCAUGACUUCCUGUUUCACAUGGGUAUAAAUAUGAGGUGACACCUAGGUCAAAUUCCCUUAGUCAUUCAUAGCAGUGGGUGAGACCAAGAAAUAUAGCUGUGAUGUGCAGCAAAAAGUUGUUGAGCUUCACAAAAUGGGAAGUGGCUACAAGAAAAUAGCAAAAGCAUUGAAAAUGCCCAUUUCCAUCAUCAGGGCAAUAAUUAAGAAGUUCCAGUCAACUGGAAAUGUUAUGAAUCAACCUGGAAGAGGACAUGUGUCUGUAUUGUCUCAAAAAAUCUCCAAGGAUCACAGCUGGAGAACUGAAGAAUUUAGUUGCGUCUUGGGGUCAGAAAGUCCACAAAACUACAAUCCAAAGUCACCUACAUCACCACAAGUUGUUUGCAAGGAUUUCAAGAAAAAAGUCUCUACUCUCAUCCAAAAACAAACUCAAGUCUUCAGUUUUCCAGACACUACUGGAACUUCAAAUGGGAAUGGGUUAUAUGGUCAGAUGAAACCAAAAUAGAACUUUUUGGCAAUAAACACCAGAGGUGGUUUUGGCACACACAGAGAGGUAGCCAUAUGGAAAAGUAUCUCAUGCCCAUGGAGAAAUAUGGUGGUGGCUUUUUAAUGUUUUGGGGCUGUUUUUCUGCCAGAGGACCUGGACAAUUUGUUAGGAUACAUGGCAUCAUGGACGCUGAAAUUGUUUCAUAUCCCUGAGAGAAGAGUAUUUUUGGGAUUUUUAAAGCAAAAGAGCAAAAGGAUAAACAAUACAGACAAAUUUUCACAGCCUUCUUUGUUCAUAUUUAACAAGGGUGCCUUGGUAAAUGACUUUCCAACCUAUAAUUUCAUUCAGGACUUAGGAAAAGCAACUAAGCAAUGCUCAGUAUAUGUGGGAUCUUCCCCAAAACUGAAUGGCAAUUAGACCUUAUGAGUAAGACUGAGGGAAUACCAAGAAUGUACAAAGAAGGCUACUUUCAGAAAUAUAAACUCUAAGAUUGUUUGAAUGUUUUUAAUUCGUAUUGGCAAAUGUAUUAUUAUAUUUGUACCAUUUUAUAGUUUAGAUCAUCAGUAUGAUUAUAAACUUGAUGAUGAUGAUGAUGAUGAUAAACUUUUGGCUGUUACCACAGUGUCAUAGAUUGUGUUACAUUUAAACAAAUCUUAGCCACUACAGCAAUCAUAGCAUAGCCUACUGAUUAGCAUGUAUCACUCAUUCUGAUUAAUUGUUUAUGUUGAAGUAGUACACAGAGGGCUUGACCAGAAUUUUUUAAUAGUCUGGAGAAAUAACAUUAUGCAAGUAUUUAAUUUGUAGAAUAACGCUUAUGAAUGUUUUCUGUGAGACCUUAUGAAUUGAUUAAUGGAAUUCAUAAUUAAACUGUAUUACAAACAAA
Molecule: messenger RNA, 4722 nt
Organism: Ictalurus punctatus (channel catfish)
Lineage: Eukaryota; Metazoa; Chordata; Actinopteri; Siluriformes; Ictaluridae
Gene: slc7a2
Product: solute carrier family 7 member 2
Exons: 12
Coding region: 289-2196 (635 amino acids)
Biological process (GO): amino acid transport; transmembrane transport
Cellular component (GO): plasma membrane
Molecular function (GO): amino acid transmembrane transporter activity
Source: RefSeq, a predicted model, not a curated record